Molecule: messenger RNA, 1330 nt
Organism: Cryptococcus deneoformans JEC21
Lineage: Eukaryota; Fungi; Basidiomycota; Tremellomycetes; Tremellales; Cryptococcaceae
Exons: 9
Coding region: 191-1210 (339 amino acids)
Biological process (GO): protein deubiquitination; endoplasmic reticulum unfolded protein response
Cellular component (GO): cytosol; nucleus
Molecular function (GO): cysteine-type deubiquitinase activity
Source: RefSeq, a predicted model, not a curated record
GCAGUUCAUGGAUUCAUUUACCAGCCGCAUUUGACUUUAGUAACAAGCUACUACCUAUAAUCUUGAAAUAGUUGCCCAGCAUCAUCAAUUCCGCUGCAAGAAGAAGAGUAGCACUGAAGUCUCGUUCAUUCAUCCUCAAAACGAAAGAGCGCCACAAUCCGACCCCACCUCAAGUUAAAAGACUAUAUCGAUGACCGUUAAGAUACGGUUAAGAGCUCCUCAAGGGGUCUCAACCCUUGAUUUAGACCCAGAAACUACCACAGUAGAGGAUCUCAAAGUGCUGAUCUUCUCUAGCACUGAGAUACCUCCGGAUGAGCAGGAUAUUAAGUAUGGUUAUCCACCCAAGCCACUUCCAUCAACGGCGGGGCCGUUGUCUUCCAUCCCCAUUGGCAAGGGAGAGCAGCUUAUUGUCAGCUCUAUACCAUCGGGUGGCCCUUCAAAGAAGGUACCAGUUGUUGCCCAACCUUCAACAACUACUAGCUCAGCUCCUGCUGCUUCAAGGCCUACCAAUGCGUCACCAGUUCUUGCUGCCCCCUUAGUGUCGAAUGCUUCUCAAGGCGAAGGUGUAGAAAGCGGCGAGAGCGUUGCCGUACCGGGCAGAGACGCUGGAUACCUGCAGCUGAGGGUUGUACCGGAUGACAACUCUUGUCUUUUCAGUGCUAUUGGUAUUGUAUUUGAGGGCGGUAUCGAGGCAGCUCAGAGGCUGCGUAUGGUGGUGGCCAACGCCAUUAAGGAUGACCCUUUUACAUACUCCGAGGUUAUGCUUGGCCAACCGAUCGAUCAGUAUGUGAAGCGGAUCCAAAAGCCGCAGACAUGGGGAGGAGCUAUCGAACUCUCAAUAUUUGCCAAACACUACAAGACUGAAAUUGCCUCGUUUGACGUAGCAACAGGGCGUUGCGAUAGAUUCGGCCAAGAUGAAUAUGACACACGUUGCAUUCUCGUCUACUCUGGUAUUCACUACGACGCCAUCAGUCUAUCACCUCUCCCUGUUUCCCCAGCUUCUUUCCACACCACAAUAUUCCCUGUAACUGAUCAAAUCAUUCUUACUACUGCGGACAAGCUCGUCUCACAACUUCGAGCUAGGCAUUAUUAUACCGACACUGCAAACUUUGAUCUCAGGUGUGCGAUAUGCAAGAAGGGUCUGAGAGGAGAAAAAGGUGCGAGAGAACACGCCAUGCAGACUGGUCAUGUCGAGUUUGGCGAGUACUAAGGUUCCAUCAAUUAUCCUUCCGGCACAAUAUAUGAGCGUUAUUCUGUCUUUUAUGUAGUGUUAAACUACCAUAAUAUCCAUCUAAUGAAGUAUAUCAAAUCCGUCUGUAAAGAAAAAAUA